AUGCCAAGCGAGUGGAGGAAGGGCAAGGGCGGCAAGCCAGAGCGCAAGGGCGCCAUGCCAGAGAGCGACUGGGUGGAGCGCGUCACGAAGUACCACAACACGGGAGGCCACGAGAAGAUCGAAAGGCGUGGCUUCAAGAACACCUUCUUCAGGACCCAUGUGGACGACCGCAUUGCCCAUUGCCCUUUCUACCUCUUCGUGGAGCAGGAUUACGGCAAUCUGCAAGGUGAGAGGGAGCGGCCACGCCGCCAGAGAGACGGGGUGGGUGGGUGGGUGCACGGCCGGAUGGCUGGCGAGGCGCUUUCUGUGAGGAGGGGGAUGGAUGCCUUCAUGCAUGCAUCUCUCCUGUGUGUGUGUGUAUGUGUGUGUGUGGCCCCUCAGGUCGGGAGCUUGAUCUGCUCCGCACCCUUUGCAACUGCUGCUGGGCGCUCAAGUACAAGGUCGACCUGUCGUGGGAUCUGCUCUUGGGUGCCGCUUCCGGCACCGUCCUCUUCGGCCGCGGCCUCCCCGACCUCGCCUACACCCAGCCCGAGGCCGUGGAGGGCAGGCCAUCCAUAUAUCACACACACACACACACACACACACACGGACAGGUGGACGGAUUCCACAACCGCCGAGGCACAACGGCGGGCACAGCCGCCGAAGCACCACGGCGGGUCAAAUGGCGACGCAGAUGCCACCAGGAGGGCCGGGGGGAAACAUUUCUCGGUCGGCACCGUCGCCAGGACGUCUUCCACAAGCGCCGAAGCACCACGGCGGGUCAAAUGGCGACGCAGAUGCCACCAGGAGGGCCGGGGGGAAACAUUUCUCGGUCGGCACCGUCGCCAGGACGUCUUCCACAAGCGCCGAAGCACCACGGCGGGCCAAAUGGCGACGCAGAUGCCACCAGGAGGGCCGGGGGGAAACAUUUCUCGGUCGGCACCGUCGCCAGGACGUCUUCCACAAGCGCCGAAGCACCACGGCGGGUCAAAUGGCGACGCAGAUGCCACCAGGAGGGCCGGGGGGAAACAUUUCUCGGUCGGCACCGUCGCCAGGACGUCUUCCACAAGCGCCGAAGCACCACGGCGGGCCAAAUAGCGACGCAGAUGCCACCAGGAGGGCCGGGGGGAAACAUUUCUCGGUC
Molecule: messenger RNA, 1123 nt
Organism: Vitrella brassicaformis
Lineage: Eukaryota; Vitrellaceae
Source: the annotation of a GenBank genome assembly